GCCUUCUGACGAAGAGAGCGCUCCUCGCUGACCAUAUCGCCCAUAAUGCUAACAUAGCAAAGCCUUGCCCGAGUCCUGUGCGCCCUCAUUUUGGCCCUACCUUUCCGUCUGAAUUCGCCCUCAAUGGGUCCGCUCGGGUGUAACGAUGCGCAGCACCUCCACCAGUUUCCAGCCUUACGACAGAGCUACCGGGACUGAGCUGUCGCAUCAACAACAAGCGGAUUGCGGAUACUACUACACCGUCAUCAAGGCUUACAUUGACGACGUCGAAAGUCGAACCGAAACGCCGAUUCCAUGGACGCGAAAGAAGCUGCGCUGCUCGACCGCCGAGCUCCUCGAUGCCAUAGAGAGCCUGGGCGACGAGAUUCGGCAGAGACAACGAGCGGAUAACCCUGGCAACAAUGCAGCGGGCGGCAUGCACACCGGUGCUGAGUGGGAUGGAGAGGACGAUACAGCACGGGAGACUGGCGUGUCCAGCCGGUCGGCGCAGAUGUAUCAGCAAGCUGUCAACCUCUUGCAUGAGCUUGUGAGCCGGCUCAUGGAUGUCGACGAGGGCUCAACCACUUAUCGCACGUCCGCCGCGCUCGAAUGGCCGUAUACCUCCCGUGCAUCGUUUGCGCCAGGCAGCACAAGUAAUAGCUCCCCCGUCAGCUCUGCCUUCUCCAAUGCUCCAGCAUCAAGAACAUCAUAUAUAACCAGUGCCUCAGCUACCACUGGCAGCAGUAUGGCGUCGGACGAGAUGAGCCAGGCGACUGGCGCUCCUCAGGAGGCCUCUGAUGAGAGCGAAGGAGCACCGCUUGAUUCCCAUCAUUCGCUGGAUGAGUCGUCGGAAAAGGCUCCUGCUACGCAGGGAAAUGGCAGGGACAAAGCUACAAAUGAAUGGGUUCUUGAAUAUCUUCGUGGUGGUUGGUUGGCAAGUAGUCCUGCUAACACGAUCGAAUCCACCAUCUCUCCGGCCGCUUCUUUGGCCGAGGACGCUUCUCCUGUUGGAAGCUUUCGGCGCUUCCAACGUACCGCAUCCGACGAGGUUUCCACCAACGGUCAGGAUAGCGCCCCUCAAUCGCUUAAAGGUAGUUUUCAGUCAGCGAAGAUGGCGAGACGCAGUCGUCCGAUCCAUACCGUGACUUCUCGUUUGAAAGGCAAAGUCGGGUAUGAACCGCUACAUGAUUCCACAAUGAGAACCUCUACUCGGUCAGGGCCUGAUUAUUUCAAAACACCGAGAUCGAUUUUGAGUGGCGCCACAGUCUUUUGGACUCCCAAUGCAGGAUUAGAAUACCUCCAUUCGACUGUACAGACAAGCAGCACAUCCGCGUGGAACAAGUAUCUUCGGCAGAAAGGCCUCAUCCCUGAUCCGUUUGACGAGAUGGAUUGGUCGGGUAGAGGCCAACAUGCCGAGUUUGACGCUACGGAGGAAUCCGAAAUCCCUCUCACACUCGAAAGGGCACUCGGAUACAGCUCGAAUGCCUUGGUGGAAAGUGUGCGGUGUCGACGUAUUCGUCUAGCCCGGAAAACCGUCCAAGUCAGCAGGCGCUUGAAGAAAGAGGAAGCUAUGAAAGAAGUGGAGCACCUGCAGCGACUGAAACAUUCCCACGUCCUCCGCGUAGUGGGAACCUACACCCUUCCGCGCAAAUUGUCCAUCCUACUUUAUCCAGUGGCUGACUAUACGCUGGAUGCUUUCCUGGAGACAACGCAAGACGAAUUGCCAACCGAGGACCGUGCCGCUCGCCUAUAUUCGAUUUCUACAUUCCUUCGAUGCCUCGCCAAGGCAGUUGCUUACAUUCAUGAGAAUGCCAUCAAGCACAUGGAUAUCAAGCCAAAGAACCUCCUCAUCCGAGACAUGCAUACUAGUAUAAUAUGUAAUCAGGGGCAGUACAAGAUAUAUCUCGCGGACUUCGGCAUUGCUCGCUCUUACCGCUCUGUCGACGAAUGUAAUACGGAGUCGCCGACUGCCUAUACAAAGACCUAUGCGGCCCCAGAAGUCAUGGCUCAAGAAAGGCGCGAUCAGAAGGCGGAUAUAUUCUCUCUUGGCGCCGUCUACGCAGAAAUGCUCGCCGUUCUUGCCAACGAAGUCGAUCCAAUUAUCCCGAAUUUGGAUGCGCUACAUAAUAUCCGAGAGAACGAUCCCACCAACCGCUCGUACGCAGCCCAUGCCCCUGCAAUCCAAAAAUGGUUACGCCGUCUGUCCGUCUCCACGUACGGCUUUGAAUCUGACGCCGACCACUCCCACAUCACCGAACUGGUAGCGCGCAUGCUCAGCGUCGACCCUACUAAGCGACCGACUGCAAGCACUAUAGUGAAUAACAUUCCCUUCUUGGCAUUUUGCUGCGAUGUCAACGGCGGCUCCGAGCCUUUCGAAGCAGCAGAUCGUCCCGCCGAGAGACAGUUGUAUGAUCGGGCUUUUGAGAUCUCAGAGGCCGAUUUGAGGCACUUUAGGUGUAUGGUUGACGGAUGCGUCAAGGUCUAUGGAAGUCGAGAGAAGUUGGAAUAUCAUACAGUUGUAAGUGCAGCCUUGCGCAGUCUCGAGCAGAUUCCAUCUCUUCCGCGUAUAGUGGGCUGAAGCGCUUCUGGCUCCCGCAUGGCGUCUCCGCUGCGAGGGCGCGCAUGACGGCGGCAGUUCGAUUGCUACGCAUCGGUGAAGGCGCCACUACAUAUAGAAAACUUCGAGCUUGGCUGCAGCAAAGGGCUGACGAUGCGGCAGAACGGUCACGGCGAAAAUGCGAAGUCGGUCCCUCUCU
Messenger RNA from Trematosphaeria pertusa, 2735 nucleotides. Its product is annotated as kinase-like protein. The record is from RefSeq and is a predicted model, not a curated record. NCBI's taxonomy places the organism in Eukaryota, Fungi, Ascomycota, Dothideomycetes, Pleosporales, Trematosphaeriaceae. The transcript has 2 exons. Gene Ontology annotation, molecular function: protein kinase activity; ATP binding. Gene Ontology annotation, biological process: protein phosphorylation. Bases 146 to 2557 code for a protein of 803 amino acids.